Messenger RNA from Fundulus heteroclitus (mummichog), 735 nucleotides. RefSeq names its product probable E3 ubiquitin-protein ligase IRF2BPL. Bases 1 to 735 code for a protein of 244 amino acids. Lineage: Eukaryota; Metazoa; Chordata; Actinopteri; Cyprinodontiformes; Fundulidae. The transcript has 5 exons. The record is from RefSeq and is a predicted model, not a curated record.
AUGGAGACCAACGGACCGGAUCAACCUACUGCCAUGCAACGCCUGGAGCAAACAGAGCGAGAGGUGAACCACAUGGCUGGCGACAUGGCCUCCAUGCUUCAGAUUGGUCAUCAACAGCAACAGCAGUUCCAGCAGCAACAGCAACAAAUUCAGCAGCAGCAACAACAACUCGCAAUGAUAAUUCAACUUCUCACCAACCUAAACCCCUCGUCUGCGUCCACCAGCUCUGUUCCAGCCAGUCAACCCAGCAGCCCAGCUUUAGCCAGUCCGGCUGUCGACCAAGCUCCAGCUGCUUUAUCAUCUGGUCCAGCUCCUGAAUCACCAGUUCUGGUCAUGGCCGCUGCUGCUGAAGCUCCUGAACCCAAGAUUGGCAAUCCAGAGCGGUUCAACGGCGAUCCAACUCAGUUUUCUGAAGAAAUGCUCAAGGUCUUCGACUUGGAGUCCACAACUACUGAGGCAUCACGGACCCUGAUGUGCAUUCGCCAAGGGCGGAGUCUGGCAGACUACAUCAAGGAUGAACUGGUUGCCCACGAUCAACCCUCCACCCUCGACGAAGCCAUUGCCCUGGCUGUCCGCAUCGACCAUAGGAUCCAGGCCCGCCGUCCCCUGGUGGACUCUGGCGCCGAAGCAAACAUCAUGGAUACUGAACUAGCUCGUCAGCUGGGCGUAGAAAGCCACCAGUUGCCCGCCCCCAUUCCAGUCCGGACCCUGGAAGGUCUCCCAGCCAACCCCUGA